Messenger RNA from Aedes aegypti (yellow fever mosquito), 1641 nucleotides. Its product is annotated as lipase 1. The record is from RefSeq and is a predicted model, not a curated record. The transcript has 3 exons. Gene Ontology annotation, biological process: lipid metabolic process. Lineage: Eukaryota; Metazoa; Arthropoda; Insecta; Diptera; Culicidae. Gene Ontology annotation, molecular function: hydrolase activity, acting on ester bonds. Bases 398 to 1615 code for a protein of 405 amino acids.
CCAGAACGGCGCAGUCAGAUUGCCGCCGGUCGGAGAUUUACUUGAUUUGAUUUAGCUGUCCGACCGCGCCUCCGUUGAUGGUUGGAGAGCAAAUUAUCGCGGUUGUAGGUGGCAAUUAGUCGUCGCCGCGUGCUCCCGCAGAUUCCAGUAGUGGAAAUCUUGACCACAGUGGGUAAAUUAUAACCCAAUGAAAACAAUAAAGCUAAUGAUAAACAUGUGUGAACAGUGGCAACCGUUUGCGGCGCGACUCUGGUUAAUGGAGGAGUGGGGGAUAAGGUUUUCUCUACACUACCGCUUUCUAAGAACGAUAAUGUAUUAAUCCAGAACGGAGUUCUCUGGGCUAGGUUGCCGUCGAUCAGUUAGGAAGUUUGUUCGGUACGGCACGGUCUUAGGAAGGAUGAUGCUGCGGAUCGGAUCUUUGGUGGUUCUUUUGUUCGUGGUGGACUUUGGAUUAGGGUUCAACCAUUCUUCACCGUUUUUGGUGGAGGAAAAGGACGCCCUGUUGACGGUGCCUCAACUGAUCAGGAAGUACGGAUACAAAGUGGAGGAGCACGAAGUCGUUACGGAAGAUGGAUACCUACUGACGAUGUUCAGGAUUCCUGGCCGAAAGGGAGCUAAAGAAUACCCGAUUUUCAUGAUGCAUUCGUUGUUCAGCAGCUGUGCAGACUGGGUACUGAUUGGUCGGAAGCAUGGCCUAGCAUAUCUGCUUGCAGAUCGCGGGUAUGACGUGUGGAUGGGAAAUGCUCGAGGCAACCGUUACUCGAGGAAGCACCGUAGACUAUCCACGGUGUCGUCCCAAUUUUGGGACUUUACAUUUCACGAGAUCGGAUACUACGACGUGACGGCGUUGAUAGACUACGUCCUGGAUCGAACGGGAGCCGAACGACUACAGUACAUCGGGUUCUCGCAAGGAGCCAUGACGAGCUUCGUUGCACUGAGCAGUCGGCCGGAAUACAACGAGAAGAUCCUUCAGCUACACGCGAUGUCCCCAGCAGUUUACAUGUACCGCAGCGGAAGUGCUUUGAUACGAGUGCUGGCAUCGCUUGCAACGCCCAUCAGAGAUGUGUUCACAUCUGUCGGCAAAUAUGAAUUCUUGCCGUUCAACGAGCAGCAAUACUACCUGUUUCGUUGGUUGUGUCCCGCUCCAGAACAAAAGAUUUGUCGAGCCAUCAUCUACGAUGUCGUUGGCCCCAACCCUGCGCAGUUAGACGUGAAAAUGCUACGAAUCUUCCUGGGUCACUUCCCGGCUGGAGCAUCUGUCAAGCAGGUAACCCAUUACGCGCAGAUCAUAAAGGAUGGAAUCUUCAGGCAGCUGGACUACGAGGACCCGAAGAAAAACCACCAGGUCUACGGAUCGGAACAGGUUCCCCGAUACAACCUAUCGCGAGUGACGACACCGGUGAGGACCUACUAUGGCUACAACGACAACACCGUCGUCUAUCUCAACGUCCUGCAGCUGGAGAGCGAGCUACCCAACGUGGUCAGCAGCUAUCCAGUCCCGGACAAACGAUUCAGUCACGUAGAUUUCAUUCUGGCAAACUACGUCAAAGAAAUGUUGUACAAAGAGAUUAUCAAGAAUGUAGAACAUACGGAGCGGUCGGCCUCUUCAAAAUAAAAACAGUCGCAUCUAGUUCAAACCAA